This is a messenger RNA of Closterium sp. NIES-67, 2328 nucleotides long. Lineage: Eukaryota; Viridiplantae; Streptophyta; Zygnematophyceae; Desmidiales; Closteriaceae. The record is from the annotation of a GenBank genome assembly.
GGGGCAAUGCUGCUCUUGAGCAGGAUGCUGGUUGGACGCUGGUUGGACGCUGGUUGGACGCGCAGAUCACCGCAUUUCGGUCACGCAGGCUCAUCUCUGACCAUUCAUCGGUAACUUCGAGAAACACGGCGCAGGUCCGGUGCAGUGCUGCAGAUGACCAUUGGCCCCCCAGCCACACCUCACGUCACGUCAUCUUUCCCUGCUGCCCCCGCACGAGCGUGGCCACACCCCGCGUGCCAGGCAGAGGAUCCAUGCGCUGGAGUUGCGGAGUGCUGUUGACGGGGUCAUGGCUGUUGGCAGCCCGUGUAUGGCUUGGUCGAUGGUCGGCUCGGCUCGGCUCGGCUCGGCUCAGCUUUCCUUCGGGCGCAGAGAUAGGCCUGGUGUCCGUUGGGUGACGUGGCGGGCAAACCCCUUUGCUGCUUGGUGCUGACAUCACCGUGAUCAUUAUAUUUGACACCCCGCCGCCCUUGCUGGAAAUUCCAUUUGUCGUUGCUGCCAGCACAGCUCGCCAAGAGUUUCGCACAGGGAUUCGUCAAUCUUCGCGUAAAUUCUAGGCAUACGUCAUCCUUCACGGCAUUUCAUUUCCGCGAAAGCUAUCAAUGUCACCGUCAAUUCUUUAAAUUUUGAACCAUUGUUUCUACUCUGUGGACAACCUUUUUCAACCAAUCCACUGCUCAUGAUGUUCCCUCCCCAGGUUAGCUUGUGGGUGCUGGGAGUAACACCUUUCACCUUCUGAAUAGUAGGUGCUAGGCUCGGCCUUAUCUCGAUCUCGUUCCAUCUGCUAAGCAUUCCCCUCGUUGCCAGUGGCUUUCUUAAACGACGGGCUGAUCCUUAUUCUGUUGAAACCGAAUUAGUUUCCCGAUUCAGCAAUUUCGUCUUAUAUUUCCGUCAGAAGAGCGAUCAACUUUUUGUAUUACUAAUGGACUCCGCAGGGGACCCGAGUUGGAAGAGGUCAGUGUUCGACCUCUCUCACUUUUCCUCAACCCCCUCCUUGCUUCUUCCUGCCGCUGUCGAUCUGCACGCACCGCCGCCUAACCCGUCUACUACGUUCACGUCCCCAUCUGACGUCUUCUCCGUGCAUGCUAUGGGACCCUCGUGGCGUCACCAUGAUGCUUCCGCGACCUCCGCUCCCGGUCUCGACCCCUACUACGACUUCCUCUCUUCCAGCGGCCCCAAAAAGCCGAUUCAGCGAAAGUCGUCCGGGGGGCCGUCGUCUUCGUCAGACCCUUUAAGGAGACCCUCAAGACAGAAUUCUUACCAGCGGCGAUUAACCGACUCUCCCCUCCCAGCAGAUUACCGUGUCUCCUCCUCCUCUUCCUCGUCCUCCUUCUCGUCGUCGAUCAGCGACGGCCAAAAUCGCGGAGGUCAGCAGCAGCGUCAUCGUCCCGGCAUGUCGUUUCAAAGCAACCCGGUUCGGUUACAAGGAGACCCAGUCGAGGCUCAUCUCGCCCACGCCGUUUCCGAGCUUGCUGCGACGAGAGCUCCACCUGCCGAAGAGCUCCUGGGAUUUUCCGAGCAAGAUAUUCAAGAUUCCCACCAAAUUGGUGGACGAUCCGGGACACGAAAAGAAUUGAUCGCAGGGACGCCGCCAGCUGCUAGGAUGAUGUCGCGACGUGCGAUCCUGGUGGUGACCGUCUUUCUGUUUCUCCUGAUAGUGCUGCCGGCGCUUCUCCCGAGUAUUUCGCCUCCGCCUUCAGCGCUGCUGGUUAUUCCCGUGAUGCUCAUGUUCAUGCUCGUCUAUCUAGCCCUGGCUCCUCAUCACCUCCCUGGGAGGAACCACGUUUACACGUAGCUCUUCUCAUUUUCAAGUUUACGGUAGCUGCAGUGCUCCCAGCUUCAGUCUUGCCUAAGUAAAGCGUUUCUUUGCAGGCAUUAUUUCUGGGAUGUCCAAGACAUUCGUGAAGGCUGACAUUGUGGGGCUCAAUAUCAAUUCGCCUAGAUAGCCAUCAAAUGAAUGAGUACGAUCUGAGAGAUCCUGGCAAUCUACCACAGAGAAGCAAUUCAACGGCUUUUUAGUUCCAUUUGCAGACAUCAGAACAGUACCAUGCACCAGGCUCAAAACUCCUUUUCUGGAUGCAGGGUUUAUGGGAAUGAGACCAAGCUAGCAACUGUUUGGAUUGGAACAAGCACUGCACUCCCAAGCGACAUGCCUGCAUGAAUAACCAUCACGAGCCCAAGUGCUCACCCCUAGACAACCAUUCAAGUCUAUGGUACCUACCCACCCUCAAGCCUGAACCAGGAAACCUAGACAACCAUUCAAGGGUAUGGUACAGAACAUCUAGGCACCUCGAACUUUUAGACAUACUCUUCACCUCAUCUGACCACCUU